This is a messenger RNA of Rotaria sp. Silwood2, 1101 nucleotides long. Lineage: Eukaryota; Metazoa; Rotifera; Eurotatoria; Philodinida; Philodinidae. The record is from the annotation of a GenBank genome assembly.
AUGAUUUUAUCAAUAAUCAUUGAAUACAAACAUUAUUUAAUAGCAAUGAAAGAACGUGCUUUUACUCGAGUGGCAACAACUGAAGUUUUUACUCAUCUUCUUGAAUCUCUUAUCUAUAAUAAUUUGGAAACAAAAAUAAAACCUAUGAAAGUAUCAGCUGCUGCUAUUAGCGCUUGUCUAGAAAAAUUCAAACAAUCCCCAAAAGUUAUGUGUAAAAAUUAUGAACUUCUAGUCAUAUCUUGUUGUUUAAUGCAACUUAUGGAUUCUAUUAGUCAAAAUCAGAAAAUGGAACGAUUGAUUGGUCUUGAAAAAAUUCUUGUACAAGCAUUAACAACAAAUGCUGGUCCUAGUCCAUUUUCAAUUAUAUUACAAACGUUAAAAGAAGAUUUAAUGAAAUCUGAAGAACAACGUCAAUUAAAAUUAAUUGAUUAUGUUAUUCUUCUUGUUCAUAUCUAUUCUCUUGCUGGUAAUGAUGUUUUUUAUGGUAAAGAAGAAAAAGAGCGCACACAUAAACUAAUUGGAAAAGAAAUUCUUAAUGAUUCAUCAUUUACAAAUUCUCUUCGUGAAGAAAUGAAAACUCUCGGAUAUUCAUUAGAAAUUGAACAUGCUCUUGAUAUAAUCUAUCAAAAACUUGAUUUAUUAUUAUCUUAUAAACGACGUUAUAAAUAUCUAAAUUCUCUUAUUGUUCAUGGUUAUGAUGAACAACCAAAUUAUCGACAAUCAUUACUGAAACAAAUAUUUGAUUUAUUUAAACGACAUGGAAGUUCAGGAUCAUCAUCACCAUCACUUUCAUCUCGUUUAUCUAGUGCUACAAAUGUUUCUACAACACAACAAGAACAAUUAAUGCAUGAUAUUGAACAUAUACCUUUUGAUGGUUUUACAGAUUUUUUUAAAAGUGCUGCAAGAGGAUUCUUUGGUGAUACAAAACCAAACUUAACUAGUAAUGAUUAUUCCACAAUUGUUAUUUUUAUUGUUGGUGGUGUAACAUCUCAUGAAAUUCAACUUGUUCAUGAAUAUAGUCAACAAAUAAGGAAACAAAUUAUUAUUGGUUCAUCAGGUAUUAUGAAGCCUGAGGACGUUUUAUCAAUAUUAUUGAAAUAA